UAGCCUGGCGGACGCGAUUGCACACCCCGGGUGGAGUCCAGACGACCGCGCGCCGAGUCCAUCCGCCUGCCACGCUCCGCAGCUCCGCCGUCCUACACCAUGGCAGAUCGCCGGGACCCAGCCAGCGACCAGAUGAAGCAGUGGAAGGAGCAACGGGCCUUGCAGAAACCCGAUGUCCUGACCACCGGAAGCGGGAACCCAAUAGGAGAUAAACUUAAUAUCAUGACCGUGGGGCCCCGGGGCCCCCUUCUUGUUCAGGAUGUGGUUUUCACUGAUGAGAUGGCACACUUUGACAGAGAGCGAAUUCCUGAGAGAGUGGUACACGCAAAAGGAGCAGGUGCCUUUGGAUACUUUGAGGUCACUCACGAUAUUACCAGAUACUGUAAGGCAAAGGUGUUUGAGCAUAUUGGAAAGAGGACGCCCAUUGCGGUCAGAUUCUCGACAGUCGCUGGAGAGUCAGGCUCAGCUGACACAGUUCGUGACCCUCGGGGGUUUGCAGUGAAGUUCUACACUGAAGAUGGUAACUGGGAUCUCGUGGGAAACAACACCCCUAUUUUCUUCAUCAGGGAUGCCAUACUGUUUCCAUCCUUUAUCCAUAGCCAGAAAAGAAACCCACAGACUCACCUGAAGGACCCCGACAUGGUGUGGGACUUCUGGAGCCUGCGUCCAGAGUCUCUCCAUCAGGUUUCUUUCUUGUUCAGUGACCGAGGGAUUCCGGAUGGACAUCGGCACAUGAACGGCUACGGAUCACACACGUUCAAGCUGGUUAAUUCGAAUGGAGAGUCGGUCUACUGCAAGUUCCAUUACAAGACCGACCAGGGCAUCAAAAACUUGCCUGUUGCAGAGGCAGGAAGACUUGCCCAGGAAGAUCCAGAUUAUGGCCUCCGAGAUCUUUUCAAUGCCAUUGCCAAUAGCAACUACCCGUCCUGGACUUUUUACAUCCAGGUCAUGACUUUUAAGGAGGCAGAAACUUCCCCAUUUAACCCAUUUGAUGUUACCAAGGUUUGGCCUCACGAGGACUACCCUCUUAUACCAGUUGGUAAACUGGUCUUAAACAGAAAUCCAGUUAAUUACUUUGCUGAAGUUGAACAGAUAGCUUUUGACCCAAGCAACAUGCCUCCUGGCAUUGAGCCCAGCCCUGACAAGAUGCUCCAGGGGCGCCUUUUUUCCUAUCCGGACACUCACCGCCACCGCCUGGGACCCAACUAUCUGCAGAUACCUGUGAACUGUCCCUACCGCGCUCGAGUGGCCAACUACCAGCGUGACGGUCCCAUGUGCAUGCACGACAACCAGGGCGGUGCUCCCAACUACUACCCCAACAGCUUCAGUGCGCCCGAGCAGCAGCUCUCAGCCCUGGAGCACGGUAUCCCGUGCUCCCCAGAUGUGAAGCGUUUCAACAGUGCCAACGAAGACAAUGUCACUCAGGUGCGGACAUUCUAUACGAAGGUGUUGAAUGAGGAGGAGAGGAAACGCCUGUGUGAGAACAUCGCAGGCCAUCUGAAAGAUGCUCAGCUUUUCAUUCAGAAGAAAGCGGUCAAGAAUUUCACUGACGUCCAUCCUGACUACGGGGCCCGCAUCCAGAAUCUUCUGGACAAAUACAAUGCUGAGAAGCCUAAGAAUGCAAUUCACACCUACGUGCAGGCUGGCUCUCACUUUGCUUCAAAGGAAAAAGCUAACCUGUGAGGCAGAGCAGAAGGCUCCCCUGUCAUCACACCAUGGAUUUUCCCCUGCCGAAGCACAGAUUCACGCUGAUGUCUUUCAAAUGAUGAUCCCGGCUCCUGGAGUGAAUGAUAGCAAUGCUUUUGAUGCUCUUUCCCAAGGGGGGGAAAUUAAAGGUUAGGGCUUAGCAAUCAUUUAACAGAAACAUGAAUCUACACAGGACUUCUGUUUGGAUUAUUCAUUUAAAAUGACUACCUUUCAAAUGAUUACAAGAAAGGUUUCCUAGCCAGAAACAUGAUUUGAUUAGAUAAGAUAAAUUCUUGGUGCUAUUAGUGUAUUCUCAUGUACUUCAUGGCCUGAUAUGUAUACAGUACACACACACACACAAAUGAAGAGAAGACAAAGUUGGCCCACUCAGAUUUUUUUUUUAAAUUUUCUAAGGUCCUUAUAAACAAAAACAAAGACACUGAUAAACCAGUGUCUUCCAAGAGUAACUCUAGCACUGUUGAAACUUAAUGUUUAUUCCUGUGCAAUUAAUCAGAUCCUAACAGUGGUUUCACAUAGGUUGAUUUGUACUUGCUUACAUUUUUACAAUAAAAUGAUUUACACGGAA
Psammomys obesus (fat sand rat) is the source of this 2272-nucleotide messenger RNA. It is a transcript of the gene Cat, whose product is annotated as catalase. The transcript is spliced from 13 exons. NCBI's taxonomy places the organism in Eukaryota, Metazoa, Chordata, Mammalia, Rodentia, Muridae. Gene Ontology annotation, cellular component: peroxisome; mitochondrion; cytoplasm. Gene Ontology annotation, molecular function: heme binding; catalase activity. The coding region runs from base 100 to 1683 and encodes 527 amino acids. The record is from RefSeq and is a predicted model, not a curated record. Gene Ontology annotation, biological process: response to hydrogen peroxide; hydrogen peroxide catabolic process.